This is a messenger RNA of Aspergillus puulaauensis, 1284 nucleotides long. Its product is annotated as putative salicylate hydroxylase. The coding region runs from base 1 to 1284 and encodes 427 amino acids. Gene Ontology annotation, molecular function: monooxygenase activity; FAD binding. NCBI's taxonomy places the organism in Eukaryota, Fungi, Ascomycota, Eurotiomycetes, Eurotiales, Aspergillaceae. The record is from RefSeq and is a predicted model, not a curated record. The transcript has 6 exons.
AUGAAAGUCAUUAUUGUGGGAGCUGGUAUUGCUGGUCUUGCUGCUGGAAUUGGUCUCCGCCGCAAGGGCCACGACGUCAAGAUAUUUGAACGCUCGAGCUUGCUCCGCGAGGUUGGGGCAGCAAUUAAUGUUUGCCCUAAUGCCUCCCUUGUCCUUGCGCAAUGGGAUUUCGAUGUAAAGAGAGCUCGAAUGGUAGAGGCACGUCGGCAUAUGUUGAUAUCAGGCACCUCGCUUGACACCAUGUCUGGAGUGCAAUAUCCCGACUUUACUGGUUUGUACGGUGGUCCCUGGCUUCUCGCACAUCGAGUCGAUCUGCAUUCAGAGCUACGACGCGUAGCCACUGAUCCUGCAGGAUUGGGAAGGCCUGUAGAUAUUAUCCUGCGUGCAGAGGUUGUUGACUACGAUACUGACAAGGGGUCUAUUACACUCGCAAAUGGCUCGAGUCACAAGGCUGAUCUGGUUGUGGCAGCGGAUGGUGUGCAUUCUUCUGCUCUCCGCCAUGUUACCGGCCAGGAAACCCCUGUUGUAUCUACAGGCUGGGCUGUCUUUCGGUUUUUGUUGGCCGUUGAAGAGCUGCGGGCGGAUCCUGAUAUAGCUCCCCUGCUUGAAGACGGUGCCACGAAAAUUGAGGACGGCCUGAUGAAGAUAUUCGCCGUCGAGGGACACAUGAGACGCCUGGUUUGUAACAAUAUCCAGAACUUCGUCGCUGUGCACGAAGACAGAGAGACAGGAGACCAUGAACGCGAAGACUGGCAUCGUUCUGCUGAGGUCGAGGACGUGCUCUCCUACUUUGGCGACUUCCACCCUGAUGUUUUGAAGAUUAUCAGAAAAGCGACAAGCAUCACGCGGUGGCCACUGUUGCACCGUGAUCCCAUUUCAACGUUGAGCAAAGGCUGUCUGCUGCUCAUCGGCGACGCAGCGCACCCCAUGCUUCCUCAUCAAGGCCAAGGGGGUGCUCAAGCGAUCGAGGAUGCAGCAGCACUGGGUGAGGUAUUCGCAGACCUUCCGGCUGAUCCCCCGAGAGACGAAAUACGCAGGAGGCUUGAACUGUUCGAGAAGAUACGCCUCAAACGGGUCUCAGCAAUGCAAAUGCUGUCACUCGCCGGACAGGAUCAGGCAUUUAGGGUGCGUGAACAGGCGCAGCAGUAUAUGCCCGACGGUGUCAGUGUGCCGACAAACCAGUCGGAGUUUUGGGACCAUAAUUUUGGCUACGACGUUAUUGAGGAUAGUCAGCGGCAGUUGCAGACUUAUCUGAAGAGUAAACCCAAUGUUGCUUCGUUAUGA